UUUCUGAUACUACGUCGUGCUAUACGCGCACAUGGUAUCGCUGUUCCGUUUCUGUUACACUGCGUUAACCGCCGAAAGUGUUUCGCAUGCGCUCUUCAAAACAAUAGUUUUUAUGUGAAUUAAAACAAGUUUUACUCAAUGAACUUUUUUUUGUGUUAAAAAAUUAAUUUAAAAUAAAUAAUUAAAAAAACAAAAACUUAUUUAAUUAAAAUUUAUUAAUAAAUUUUUUUGGCUAACUGUAUAGGAGCAACAUUAAAAAAAAAGUGCAAUGAAGAAAUUUAACAAAAACAUCUAAAAUCUUAAUUUAAAAGAAGUUUUUAAUAAAAUAAUUUAAGCAAUUUUUAGAAAGGAUUUAUUUUUUUUAUCGUCAGUUGUGAUAUAUUACAUCAAGGAUAAAAAAUAACAACUGAAUAGACCUAAUUUUAGUAAAAUACAAAGGAUGUUUAAAAAUAAUUUUUGAAUGCAAUUUCAGUGUUCAAGUGAUUGAAUUUCCUUUUUGAAUAGGAUUUAUAUCAGUGUUUUGCAACUGUGUAUAUGUGUAGUGUAUAAAAACUUAAGAAGUGAUUUUGGAUAGAUUCUCGAAAAACGUGUUUUCAAGAAAAUUGCAUUUUUUCUUGUUUUUUGGAUUGAUUGAUUUAAAAAAAAAAGUCCUCGAAACAAAAGGCUACCACUUGGCGUGUUGAAAGCAAGUAUUGGUGGAAUAAACAACAAGGCAAUACAAUACAAGAUGAGGAUCUAAACAAAGGGACAAUACACCGUCAUAAUGAAAACACUCCUGAUUCUGGUGACUCUCGUCUUAGAGAUUCAACUUUACAUCACGGGGAGUGAAGCGAGACACCAGAAGGAAUCAAGUGUCAAUAAUGUAGACUUGGCAAAAGAAGAUAAAAACGAGGAGAGUUUAACUGGAUCAAUCAAAGAGGUUCUUGCUCAAAAAGGAGGAACAGCUGUUUUACCUUGCAAGCUUACAGAUCCCAGCGCAGGAAUAGUCACAUGGGUCAGACGAAGGGAUAGACAAUUAUUGACUGUUGGUGCUACUACUCAUUCUGUCGACUCAAGAUUUAUGAUUAGGCCCUCAAAUACUGACUGGACACUUCUUAUUCAUAAAGUAACUCUCGAAGAUGCUGGACUUUACGAAUGUCAGGUAGCUUCCCAUCCUGUUCAACAGAAUUUUGCUCGAUUGAGAAUCACAGAGGCAUAUUCGGAAAUCCCAGGAGCUCCCGAUCUUCAUGUCAAACAAGGAUCGAGUCUUCGUUUAGAAUGCGAACUCAUGUCAGCCACAGAAGCACCACUUUAUGUGUUUUGGUAUCGUCAAGGUCGAAUGAUAAACUACGAUUCAGAGCCCGGUGUUCAAGUGGAACUUACAAAGAGUGGAUCUGUUCUCAUGGUUCACAAUACAAAAUUAACGCACGGAGGGAAUUACACUUGUGCACCAAGCAACGCAAAGCCCGCGUAUGUUAUGGUACACGUAAUUGAAGAAGAGGAAAAACCAGCGGCCAUGCACGGUGGCGACAGGAGAAACUUGAGUCCAGCAAUUUUGGCGAGCAACUUUCUUGUGUCAUUCUUGGCGGCUGUCAGCUGGAGGAUACCAACUUUUACGAGCCUCUAUCCUACGUGAAAAGUGUGUGUCGUGAAAAAAACUUGAACGAACCCGGGAUACAAGCCAUUUUAAAUCUCUAUAUAAGAAAACGUCCCUCGGGUUUGUUGUUUGUUUGUUUUUUUUUUUAAGUCCCUCGGGUCUCAAGGACCCUCGAAAGAGAGUUUACUGGCUAUCCCAAAGUACCAUACCGAGACGCUCAGAACAGUGUUCAACUUUGGUAUUCUCGUUUCUUGGAUCCCUUAUAUAAAGUUUAUUUUUUAAGACAAAGAAGAAAAAACUCAAUAGAGAGAGAAUAGUGAACUUGAAUAUAUUAAACAUGUGUUGAAGAAUUCUUGGUCCUUGAUUCGGAAUUGAUUGGUCUUUUGGGAUGAAAUUGGUAUACAUAUAUAAAAACUGUAUUAUUACAAAACAACAAAGUGAGGAAGAAUGGCUUGUGUGCCUCUUCGUGUACUUGUAAAUAAUUCCGCACGCUCUCACCAAAGUGAAGCCUUUGAAAAAAAAAGCUGUACAGUUCGCAUGAUUUAAUGUGUAUAUUAUUAAUUUUUAAUAUUGAAGUGAAAAAAAACACCGUUUCGUCGUGUCGAGUGGAACGUUAUAUAUAUAUAUAUAUAUAUAUAUAUAUAAAUAUAUAUUUCUCUUCCGCGCUCUUCUUCUCUCGUAAAUAGAAAACAAAACUUUUAAGCUACCCCUGUAAGAAGUUCGUCUCUUAUAAGAUACGUGUAAUUGGAACGAAUAUUUUGCUCGGCGACACUUUAACGACGAUGCCACUAAACUUCUCCGCGCGCGUUGCUCCACUAAUUUUUCCCAAGACUAGGUGUCUAUGGAGGAAUACUGUAUUCUGAAAACGCCAUUAGUGCGAACAAAAGAUAUAGAACCAGACGAAUAUAUACAUAUAUUCUACUAAGAGAGAGAGAGUGAGAGGAAAAAUUAUCUCUUAAACAUUUAACGAGUCAGUGCUCAUUAAAGAAUUAUUGAUUUUUUCUUUUAUAAAGCAAGAGAUUUGCUAAUAAAGCAAUAUUUUAAAAAAUUCUUUUUAUAUAUACUUCAAUCCAACUUGCUAAUAUUAAAUUACUAAUUAUUUAAAAAUUUUAACAUUACACUGAGAAAACUAGAGGUUCAAAUUCAGACGUUCAAAAAGUGAAUGUUUUCCUUUCCUUUUCCUUUAUUAAGAGAGUUUAAUAGUCCUUCUAGAAUGAUUUUAGAAUUGGUAAAAGAAAUCUGCUUGUAUAUUCUGUUUUAUUAUAUUAAGAGGGUUAAAAGCUGCGCAGAAAGUGUGAACUAGCUGAUGCGCGCGAACAUAUUUGUUUCUUAAUCGAAUAGACGGAAUUUUGGGGUUAGUUUGCCAUAUUUAUUCGUUCCGCGCACGAUAAGGAAGGGAUUUCUCAAGAUUGAUAAUUUGUCCCUCUGCUAUAAACUCAUUUUCUCUCCAGGAGAAAUGGCUUAAAUAUCUGUGAAUGUUGUAUUUCAAUAUUUAGAUUGUUUUCCAAUCGCUAACUCUCAAAUAUAAACUCUUUAUCCCUCCAAAUGUUUUUUUUAAACCUCUAGUUUUCUCAGUAUAGGUAAAAAUACAUAUUAUUUGCAAAUAAAUUUUUAUUAAAUUUUCCAAAUUGAAUGAAUCAGAUUUUUUCAAUUCAUUUUUAAAAAAGUUUAAAAACAAAAGUUGAAUGAAAUUUCUACGCCGGCAUACAUGAUGUUGUCUUGUUAAUAAUUUUUAAUUUUUAAUUUAAAGUUGCAGUGAAAUAGAAUAGAUAUAGAAAU
Messenger RNA from Leptopilina boulardi, 3355 nucleotides. RefSeq names its product igLON family member 5-like. Bases 764 to 1615 code for a protein of 283 amino acids. The record is from RefSeq and is a predicted model, not a curated record. Lineage: Eukaryota; Metazoa; Arthropoda; Insecta; Hymenoptera; Figitidae. Gene Ontology annotation, biological process: synapse organization. Gene Ontology annotation, cellular component: neuron projection membrane. The transcript is spliced from 6 exons.